Molecule: messenger RNA, 7401 nt
Organism: Scophthalmus maximus (turbot)
Lineage: Eukaryota; Metazoa; Chordata; Actinopteri; Pleuronectiformes; Scophthalmidae
Gene: cpeb4b
Product: cytoplasmic polyadenylation element binding protein 4b
Exons: 11
Coding region: 522-2780 (752 amino acids)
Biological process (GO): negative regulation of cytoplasmic translation
Cellular component (GO): neuron projection; cytoplasm; synapse
Molecular function (GO): translation factor activity, RNA binding; mRNA 3'-UTR binding; ribosome binding
Source: RefSeq, a predicted model, not a curated record
CCAGGAGAGAGGGGCAGCCAAGAAGCACACAGGAAUCGGGCUGGCUCUGCAGGAAAAAAAAAAAAAAAAAGACUCUCAGCGACAAAAAAAAAGGAGAAACGCUACUGAAAUCAAACGAACAAUGAACCCCAUCGAGUAAAGGCUCGUGACAGACCCGCGGCCGAAUACAAUUCACACAUUGCCACGUUAACAAAGCUCUUCUGGGGAUACGGUCCAGAUCAGAGGCAGCGGAUAGAGAGAGAGAGAGAGAGAGCUGUGUCAUUGAGCAGGCAGGACACGUCAGGAGAAGAGAGAGAGAGAGAGAAAAAAAAGCUGACCGACUGCACUGUACGACUCAGCUCUCAGAUCGCCUCUGAAAAGCUUUUUUCCCCCCGCAGCCGUACUCAUCUUUUCCAGGACAACACCUCGCUAACCAGCGCCCGAAGGAAGGAUCUCGACAAAGACAUCGCCGAGGUCGAAGGUGGUGAUCAUAAGGACCAAACGAUCACGGGAUAGCAUUUGUGUGUGGGGGGAGAAAACAAAUGGGGGAUUACGGGUUCGGAGUCCUAGUUCAAAACAACACUGGCAACAAGUCUGCGUUCCCGGUCCGAAUCCACCCGCACCUGCAGCCCCCACACCACCACCAGAAUGUGUCGCAGAGCCCUGCUGCCUUCAUAAACAGCACCACAGCCGCAGGGAAUGGCACCACGGGAGGCUCUCCCUGGCUCUUCCCUGCCUCUGCCACCCACAGCAGUGUGCAAGACGAAAUCCUGGGGGGGCCGGAGAAGCCCAAAGCACAGCAGCAGCAGGAAAUGCAGGAAACGCAAGAAAAGCAGCAGUUGUCCCCCGGGAGUCACCAGGAGGGUGGAGGUGGUGGUGGGAUCAUUUCAGAACUGGAAAAAGUCCGGUCAGAGGAAGCCAAGACAGACAACGGCACAUCUGAAGGAAGUAACGGAAAGGAGAAGCAGCUACGCCUCGAGUCUCCUGUCCUGACGGGCUUCGAUUACCAGGAAACGUCUGGUCUCGGGGGAACUGGCCCGGUCCAGUCCAGUACGACCUCGUCAUCACUUACUGGCUUCAACAACUGGUCGGCUGCCAUCCCACCGGCGCCGUCAACCAUCAUCAACGAGGACGUCAGCUUCUUCAACCCGGCCUCUGCCAACAAUGGGCCCCUGCUGUUCCAGAACUUCUCACACCACGUCAGUCCAGGGUUUGGUGGGAACUUCUCACCCCAGAUAGGACCGGCGGCGGCCUUGUCCCAGCACCACCCUGCUCCCCCACCCCACCCCCACUUCCAACACCCCCACAACCAACACCAGCAGCAUCGACGCUCCCCGGCCUCCCCACACCCUCCACCGCCCUUUCCGCACAGGAAUCCGGCUUUCAGCCAGUUGCCACAUUUGUCCAAUAGCCUGAACAAGCCCCCGUCCCCCUGGGGUCCAGCCAGCUACCAGAGCCCCUCUCCCUCCCCCGGCUCCUCCACCUCCUGGAGUCCCGGAGGAGGCUAUGGUAGUGGCGGUGGUGGCUGGGGAGGCUCUCAGGGCAGAGAUUAUCGCCGGGGUCUGAACGGUGGGAUGACCCCCAUCAACUCUAUCUCUCCACUGAAGAAGACCUUCCCUAACAACCAUGUGGCAUCCCAGAAGUACCCUCGAAACAGUCCCGCGGGCUUCAACCCGAAGUCGUGGGUGGAUGAUGGAGUUGGCCGCAGUGAUAACAUCUUCCCCUUUCAGGAACGCACCAGGUCGUUUGACAGCUUCAACAUGAACACUCUGGAGAGCUCCCUGAUUGACAUCAUGAGGGCCGAGCAGGACACUCUGAAAGGUCGUCUAGGGUUCCCCCACCCAGGAGCGGACAACCCUCUGCCCCUCAAUGCCAGGAAUUAUAGCAGGAGACGAGGCCACUCCUCUCUCUUCCCCAUGGAGGACGGUUUCCCAGACGACGAGCGCGGUGACCAGGGUCUUGCGGGCCUCGGAUCCCCACACUGCUUCCCACACCAGAACGGAGAGCGGGUCGAACGCUACUCGCGCAAGGUCUUUGUCGGAGGACUACCCCCAGAUAUAGAUGAAGAUGAGAUUACAGCCAGUUUCCGGCGUUUUGGACACCUGUUUGUGGACUGGCCCCACAAAGCUGAGAGCAAAUCCUAUUUUCCACCCAAAGGCUACGCCUUCCUGCUGUUCCAGGAUGAGAGCUCAGUGCAGGCUUUGAUCGAUGCCUGCAUUGAGGAGGAUGGCAAGCUGUACCUCUGUGUGUCCAGCCCCACCAUCAAAGACAAGCCAGUCCAGAUCCGCCCGUGGAACCUGAACGACAGCGAUUUCGUGAUGGACGGAUCUCAGCCUCUGGACCCGAGGAAAACCAUCUUUGUGGGAGGUGUCCCUCGUCCGCUCCGUGCAGUGGAGCUGGCCAUGAUCAUGGACCGCCUGUACGGAGGAGUUUGCUACGCAGGCAUCGACACAGACCCCGAGCUGAAGUACCCCAAGGGAGCGGGGCGGGUCGCCUUCUCUAAUCAGCAGAGCUACAUUGCUGCUAUCAGUGCUCGCUUUGUACAGCUGCAGCAUGGAGAAAUCGAUAAACGGGUGGAAGUGAAGCCAUACGUGCUGGAUGACCAGCUGUGCGACGAGUGCCAGGGAACUCGCUGCGGCGGGAAGUUUGCGCCGUUCUUCUGCGCCAACGUCACCUGCCUGCAGUACUACUGCGAGUACUGCUGGGCGGCCAUCCACUCGCGCGCCGGACGGGAGUUUCACAAGCCCCUGGUGAAGGAGGGCGGAGACCGUCCCCGUCACAUCUCCUUCCGCUGGAACUGAGCGAGACGACGGAGAGGCAACAGGGGAGCAGGAGGGCAGGUAGUGCAGGAGUCGCAAAUCGUUGUACAAAUAAAUGCACUUUUCUGUUGCUGGUUCCUUUUCGCUCUUAAUUUCACCAAACCUUUUUUUUCUUCUCAUUUCUCUUUUUUUUAAGUUAAUAUAUAUCUAUAUUUUGAAGAUAGAAAAGAAAAACUGGAAUUAUAUCCAAAUAUGUCCAGCAAGGAAAAAAAGAUGUGUAACAUCUGUUUUAUUUAUGCGUUUGAUUUUUUGAAAUAUUUUUAUUAGUUCUCAGAAAAAAAAUACAUAUAUAGGAAAGUUUGAGGUGUGAUAUGGUACUCUGCUAUUCAAUUGGCAUAUUUUUUUUUUUUUUGUUGUUUUUUUCCUAAACGAUGUAUUUGAUUUUGAUACGAGAUGUCCCGAAACAAAUACUCUUCAUGUGACAUUUGGUUCUUCUGUAGCAGAGCUGUGGCUUUUUGUUUUGUAUCGAGUCUCCAGUGUGCUGUUGAAGCAGCGUCUCAUUGGCUGUUUGUUUCCGAGAGGUGCGAUUUAAGUUUUCUAUUGAUACAAGAGGCUCCAGAGCAAAUGUGAAUUGAAAAAGGUGUUGCUAAAGAAGAGUGCACUUAUUUCCAAUUUGAGGAGUGCAGAGACCCUUAGUUGUUAACCAAAGCUGAAUCUCAAUUAACUUUGAAAAAAAAGAAAAAUGGAGAGGGGCCCACUGCAGAAAGAAUUUCUUUUUUCUUUUUCCCUCCCCAGAUCUAACAUUUUUUGAACCUCUCUUUUUAUGAUUUCCAAGUCCAUACAAAUAUUUUGAAGUUACUUGAAGAAGAAAAGAAAAUCCACAGCAAAAUUUUAGCAACACACAUUUGGGUUUUGAUCUCCAUUUUGACAUGCAAAAACUAAUACCUCAAUCUCAGCUGCUAAUGUGCCGAAUACAGGUUAAGAAAUAACGAACGAAAGAAUGAAAGAAAGAAAGAAAGCAUCUUCACCUGCUGCUGUUCUCUUUUCCUUAGAACUGUAAUCAAAGGGAAGUGAUGCAACAGGCAGCGUGAUGUGACUGGUACAGUUUUGUACUCACUCGCUUCAUCACCUCCUUAUUUUUGUAAUCAAACCCAGGGUUGUGCUAGGGACAGAGCAGAGCAUCGUACAGUAUCCGGCGUACCGGGGGGGAAUGUAUGACGUUGUGAGGCUACAGGAGAGACGGAUAAAAUCAGCCCCGCUCCCCCUCCUCGUGUCCGCCUGUGGCCUCUGCUGCUAAGCUAGCGGGCUAACGGAGGGUAGGGCCUCAUUCGCGGAUCAAAACCCACUUUCUGUGUCUGCACACAGUGGAGCUUGGAUACAGAUCUUUCAGGACUGAGGUUAAGGCAACUCCUCGAGAAAGGCCGGUCAAGCGGCCGCCUUUUAUUGCAGUUUUCAUGGGGGCGGGCUACCGCCAAAAAACGGCAGCUGCCUCCGUUUGUUUUUGUUUUGUUUUGUUUUGAAAAUCCAUUUGUGCAAUUCUCCCAAGUCUUUGAUGGAAAGAAAUCAACUUUGCAUCCAACAUCCAGUCAGCUGCACUUAUUUUAACAGAAGCAAUUAAAAUGUCAGAUUUUUCAAAAUCGUCAGCGCACAUUUGUUUCAUGGAGGGAUCUGGCCUCUCGGCGAACCCUCCGUCCUUUUCUCCUGCCAAGUUAAUCCAACUCAGCAUACAGUGUUUUUGAAGCAUAAAUGAAGAUAGUCUGUGCAGUGUGCUCUACUACUACACACUCGUGUGACCCACAUGCAGUUUUGCUCCAGUUAACUAGAUUGCAGGUCCAGUCGGUUGUGCCCAGUGGCUUUUGGGAACCAAAGAUGGCUGUGAGGUAGUGGGUCAUACUGUAGCUCAUGUCUGUCAGAGUUUUAUUCUUGUUUUUCUUUUUCUUUUCCCUCAAAAGAGGCUUUUUCAUUUGAACCUUUUCAACAAAAAUCUGUCACGACCCAGUUUUACCCAACUGUCAAGCCCUGAUGACAUCCAGCAAACCAAAGAUUGGCCUUGAACAUUAUAUAUUUAUAUAGAUAUAGAUAUAUCUAUAUCUAUAUCUAUAUCUAUAUAUUAGUAAACAUAUGUAUUUUACAGUGCAGACAAAAACCCAUUAGAACACCAGUGGAAAAACAACAGGGCUUGCAGACACACACACAUAAACACACACACAUAAGGCCUCACAUUCUCCAUAGCUCAAAAUGGAGGUGCACACACACACACACACGUUCUUUUUAUUUCAAAUAGGUCUGCAUGUUCGGGAAAAUUCUAACAUCAAGCGCACAUUCGCACAGCAAAAGUAAAAAACGAAUCCUCACGUCUGUUCGACACUUUAGGUCGCUCAGUGGCAUCCUACUAGCCGAGCAUUUUAAAUAUGUCAGGGAGUUUAGAACAGUAACUUGAUUACACACACACACACACACACACACACACACACACACACACACACUAGUGAGAAUCCUCAUAUCGGCGUGGUGUCGUCGCACCAGUUUUGCACCCUGGACAUUAGUUUUGUGGGUGUGGUGGGUGAGCAUUUUAGAAGUUAAAACACUUUGUGAAGAAUUUGCUGUUAAAUGAGAUGAAAAAAAAAGAUUAUUUUAUACAUGGCCUGCUGAUUUUUGGUACAGUGUUUUCUAGCUAAAUUAUUUUGUCAUGCACAUAUAAACAUUUAUUAUGCACUACUUUUCUAAAUAUUUUUUCUUUUUCCAACAGUCAUUUUAGGCACAUUUUUCACAAAUGGGGAAACUCCUUUUUGCAAUACCUCAAUUUUUCACAUUGUGAAAGGUAGCUUUUGUACUUUUGUUACUGAGAGAUCUGCAUAUAUGGAAAUGUUCAUUUUAAGAAAAAAAAAAGUUGAGUGAUUUCAAUAUAUAUUAUUUUCAAUUAUGCUUUUUAUACAUUUCAGUGCUGAGGAAUCUUUACAACUAAGUGCGCACUUGUGUUGAUGCGACUUCAGAUCUGCAGAGGAGAGACCAAAGUGUAUUUGCUGUCUUGGUCUUAGCUUUUUCGUACACUAGAUGUUUCCAGUCAAUCUGGUCAAUAACAGCAUGGCUAGAAAAAAAAAAUUUAAACAAGUUGUAAUUUGAAAAUUGAUGUUAAUGUCUAAACAUGGCUAUACUAGUUGGAAAUGGUAACUUCUGUCUUGGUUUCCUCUCCAUAGAUGGAGCAUAACUUAUUAUAAGGAGAAUGCAAAUUUGGUUCAUGCACUAACGCUGAACCUCGUAUCACAAAGGAUGGAUGUUUGGUGUUUAGAUAUUUUAAUAUUUGAAAAAAAAGUAUAUAUAUAUAAAUAUAUUCUUGAACUUGCCAACUAGCACCUAUUGUAAUCCGUAGCAUGCAUGACGAAAAAAAAGAAGAGAAAAUGACAAGUACAUGAAUUAGCUAUUAAAAUUAAUUGUUGUGGUGUGCACCAAAUGUUUCUCAACUAUUAAGUUGUUAAGGACACCCCAGACCCACUCUCACCUCACCUCCCCCGCCUCCCCCCGACCCCCCUCCCACAUGUGUUUUCCUCCUUCACUUCCCCCCCCCCCAUUCGCAGACCUCUGCAGGAUGCACACGACAGAGAUAAAUAUGAGACGAGAAACAAGACAGAAUCUCACUUUGAAUCGAUUUUUGGGAGUGCAUGACCUUGAGCAUCCUUUCUAGAACACUGUUGAAAAAGACUUGAGAACUCAUCCCCGCCGUCUGUCGAGGUGAUCUUAUAAUAGACCUAUCUGGAGGAAGGGGAGCUUAAAGACUUGAAUGUGGUAAAUGUUGCAAGUUAACUUCAAGUUGUUAUGUGCAAUACUUCUUUUGAACCUUUUUCCAGAUAAAGACUCUUUGCAAUGUAAUUCUUUAAUGCCAUUUUUAAUUGCAGACAUUUAAUUAAAAGAAGAUGUUAAUAUGUUUUUCACAGUCAUUUUCUACUGUUAUUGUAAUCCUUUUCAUGCUGGUGUUUGUAAAAAAGAAAAGAAAUCAAACUAUUUGUACUAAUAUAAAUAAUUGAAGUUAUUUUUAAAACAUUAAAGGUUUUGUGCUCAUUUGCUUAUUUUUUUUGUUUAUUUUAAGCUACUGUGAUUGAUUGCAUUGUAAUUAUUAGGUCAACAAUGUAUUUAGCUGUUUAUUGGUAUAUUUUUAAUUGGAAUGUAUAAUUGAUUUUUAUAAUUUUGAUCAGAUUUUUGUUAUAUUUUUGAGGUGAAGCUUUUAAUAUGUUAAAGUGUCUAGUUUUUACUAAUUGCUAUAUUGUGCUCCACAAUAUAUGGUUCACAUUUUCUGAAGGAAAAUAAAUAUUUAAAUAUUUGUCUGUUAAUGAUGUUACUUAAUGGCAAGAUUUCAAUAGUUUUUAACUGUGUUUGGGAAGGUUGUUGUAUUUAUUAAUAGCAUUUUUUUACUUAAGAUAUCACCUUAAUUUUUAUUGUCAUUUCACUUUAUAAGUUCCUAUUUUUGUAUUUUCCUUUCUAAUUAAGUUAUGUAAUACGGAUAUGUCCAUAUUUCUAGGAGUUGGUCUGUAGAAGUGCUAGUGAAACGAAAAAGAAAAAUCUAAUGUUAUUUAAUUGUUUGCAGCCAACUAUUUAUAACAGUAUGCAUAAUUUUUAAAUAUUUGUAAUGUGAAAAGUUGAAUGAAAUAAAUCUUAACUGUGAUGAAAA